This is a messenger RNA of Acanthisitta chloris (rifleman), 471 nucleotides long. RefSeq names its product chromosome unknown open reading frame, human C3orf33 (gene MISO1). The annotation marks the transcript as partial. The record is from RefSeq and is a predicted model, not a curated record. The transcript is spliced from 3 exons. NCBI's taxonomy places the organism in Eukaryota, Metazoa, Chordata, Aves, Passeriformes, Acanthisittidae.
ACAACAAAGUUCACAAAUGCCUUGGAUAUACCUGUGGAGUUUGUAGAAAAGAAUGUAAAGUUGAGGGGGAGGCAGCCCGAGGGACUCCUGCUGGUGCGGCUGGCUGGAGUGGAGCUGGCCCCAAAUGGCAUGGCCUGGCUGCAGAAAGAGCUUAGCCCUAGGCAGCACCUCUGGUUCCAGCUCCUGGGGAGGGAGGGUUCAGCCCUGGAGUGCCUGGUGUUAGUAAACAAGGGAGGAUUUCUCAGCAUGUGCUUAAACGAAGAGCUGCUGAGCCAAGGGCUUGGCAGAGCUGCACGGAUUGAGGGGCUGCCCCACCAUUCCCACCUGUACUGGAAGCUUCACAAGAGGCUCCUUCGGGCUGAGCUAAAGGCCUUGAAGAAGAAUAAAGGCAUAUGGAAAGAAGAAACCUACUCUGAAAGACUCCGAAGUCAUAUAAGCAGCAUGAAGUUGGUGCAGAGGCUGAAACAAUUG